ACAACAGUGAUGACUUCGAAGCUGAGCAGGGAACCGAUCAGUGGCUGAAUUUCCGGGCAACGAAGGACCGGGAAGGGAAGAAAAUCCGGAGGAAGGCUGUGCGUCACGACACGCGUGUCUUUGUGGGGAAAAACGAAUCGGUUCGAGAUAAUUUGCUAGAGCGAAUAAUCUUACGCAUAUAACUACAGAGUGUGGAGAUUAUUUUGUCGAACCGGCGCCGUUGCACGCAUCUCGGAUUUAUAACAAAAUCACUCGCGAUCUGAAGUCAUUGUCCGAGUACCGAAGGAGAUAAGGAAUAUAUUAGUCAGACUGGUAAUUUGAAAAAUGAUUAUUCAACAGUACACAUGGCUUUUUGUGCUCUUAGCUAUCGGACAGUCUUUGGCCGACUUCACUGUGUCAGAGCAAGAUUUGACGGUCACCGUCGAUGGUCAGAAAACGUUCGAUCUCUAUUUGAACAACUCGUUGUCCGAGGAUGUAGAAGUAAGAUUUGACAUACAGCAUUCAGAUUUGGUGAAGACAAAUCCUGCAAAUUUUUCACUCUCCGCUGCAAACACAACCGCACAAUGGACUAUCACAGUAUUUGGCCUAAGUGCGGGCUAUUCUACAGUUUCCGCAAAUGUUACACCUAGCGAUGCCGCAUCUGUUACCAACGCCUUCGUACGUGUGACUAUAGAAAAGUCAGAGACCCUGCGUCACGUGAGUGUCGUAGUUGGUUGGGUGUAUUUCUUGGCAUGGAGCAUCAGUUUUUAUCCCCAAAUUCACAUCAACUACAAACGCAAGAGUGUAGUGGGUUUGAAUUUUGAUUUCCUGUCGUUAAAUAUCGUCGGUUUUGUAAUGUACAGUUUGUUCAACUGCGGACUCUAUUGGAUUCCCGAAAUCGAGCAAGAAUAUUUCAAUCGCUAUCCCAAGGGUUUAAACCCUGUCAAAGUGAACGAUGUCGUAUUUGCAUUGCACGCCGUGUUUGCAACGACAGUUACGAUCCUUCAGUGUUUCAUUUACGAGAGAGGGACGCAGAGAGUGUCAAUAAUGGCGCGUGUGAUACAUGGAAUUUUUACAAUUUUUAUACUAGUCUCAAUAAUUCUAGCUGGAAUAGACACAAUCAAGUGGUUAGACUUUUUGUAUUACUGCAGCUACGUAAAACUGGCUAUUACGCUUAUCAAAUACGUACCACAGGCGUUUUAUAAUUACAAAAGAAAAUCAACAAUAGGAUGGAGUAUCGGAAAUAUAUUCUUGGAUUUCACCGGCGGCAUGUUAUCAAUGCUGCAAAUGAUACUCGAUGCAUACAAUUAUGAUGACUGGGACAGCAUUUUCGGAGAUCCAACAAAGUUUGGACUAGGAUUUUUCUCCGUUGCUUUUGACAUUUUCUUCCUUGUACAACAUUACGUAUUAUACAGACACGCCAGUGAAAAGCAGAUUGACCUGAAUGGACGAGUAUAGCCGGCGGCGCAACUUUAGCUUACACGUCACGCCAUUUUCACCUUUUAUAUAUAUAUAUUUAUUACUUAACGAACUGCAUAUUGCAGUAUAGUUGAUUGUGAUGUACGUAGAUAAAUUUUUGGUAGUUACCUUAGAAGAGUAUAAUAAGAUGCUAGAGUUCAAAACUGUUACACUUUUGUAUAUAAAUGUAUGUAAUAUAAUGUAAAGAAUAUUUAUUAAAUUGAGAAUGUUAACUUUUUUCCAGUGAAAAAAAAAAAAAUUAAAUUUGUAUGUUAUGCAUUUUUAUCAUCAAUGCGAAGUAAGGAGUCAAGUACUCAAUUUCUCUUAUUAUACUCUUUGUUUGUUAGAAAUGUAGAUAUGAGUCUAUGUAGUUUUUUUUAUGGUAUUGAAACAAAACACUGUGUGCAUUGAUCAUUAUUAUUUUUACAUUAUUAGGUGGUGCCUAGAGCCCAAAUAUAUACCUACAUAUAUAUAUACUUAUCCAUACAGAUAUAUUAUAAACAUAUUUAUUAUACUCAUGUUCCCAAACCGUCUUAAUUUUAUGUACGUGAAUGAUUAGAAAAUUCUUUUUGUACAAUUUCGUCAUUCCCUAUCGAUGCUUCCCAACAUCGUGUGUAUAUUUUUGCCUGUAGAGCAUGCUGUGUAUAAAAUUUUUUUUUUUUU
Molecule: messenger RNA, 2100 nt
Organism: Neodiprion virginianus
Lineage: Eukaryota; Metazoa; Arthropoda; Insecta; Hymenoptera; Diprionidae
Gene: Ctns
Product: cystinosin homolog
Exons: 9
Coding region: 325-1437 (370 amino acids)
Biological process (GO): L-cystine transport
Cellular component (GO): lysosomal membrane
Molecular function (GO): L-cystine transmembrane transporter activity
Source: RefSeq, a predicted model, not a curated record